GAGUCUCCGGCGCUUUGGCGGGAAAAGAGGCGUCGGGAAAAGUCCUUUCUCCUUGCCUGCAGCGGUCGGGUACCUACAGCCGCGCCAGCACCCACGCCAUGCCUGCUGCCGGCUCCGAACUGCCUCGCCCGCCAUCGCCGCCUCCCGCUCAGGAGCAGGGCGCCGAGCCGCGGCCGCAGCACCACGGGGAGCUGCAGUACCUGGGGCAGAUCGAGCACAUCCUCCGUUGCGGCUUCCGGAAGGACGACCGCACGGGCACCGGCACGCUGUCGGUGUUCGGCAUGCAGGCGCGCUACAGCCUGAGAGAUCAGUUUCCUCUGCUGACAACCAAACGUGUUUUCUGGAAGGGUGUUUUGGAGGAGUUGCUGUGGUUUAUCAAGGGAUCCACAAACGCUAAGGAACUGUCCUCCAAGGGAGUGAAAAUCUGGGAUGCCAAUGGGUCCCGAGACUUCUUGGACAGCCUGGGAUUCUCCUCCAGAGAAGAAGGGGAUUUAGGCCCUGUUUAUGGCUUUCAGUGGAGGCAUUUUGGAGCUGAAUACAAAGAUAUGAAUUCAGAUUAUUCAGGGCAAGGAGUAGACCAACUGCAAAAAGUGAUCGACACAAUCAAAACCAACCCUGACGACAGAAGAAUCAUCCUGUGUGCUUGGAAUCCGAAAGAUCUCCCUCUCAUGGCCCUCCCCCCAUGCCAUGCCCUUUGCCAGUUCUACGUGGUAAAUGGGGAGCUGUCCUGCCAGUUGUACCAGCGGUCGGGAGACAUGGGACUGGGUGUGCCCUUCAACAUCGCCAGCUACGCCCUGCUCACCUACAUGAUCGCACACAUCACAGGCCUGAAGCCAGGUGACUUCGUACACACGUUGGGAGAUGCCCACAUUUACCUGAAUCACAUUGAGCCGCUGAAAAUACAGCUUCAGCGGGAACCAAGGCCUUUCCCGAAACUCAAAAUCCUUCGAAAAGUUGAGAAAAUCGAUGACUUCAAGGCUGAAGACUUUCAGAUCGAAGGUUACAAUCCUCAUCCGACUAUUAAAAUGGAAAUGGCUGUUUAGAGUGCUUUUAAAGGAGUUGUUUGAAGGAUAUUUACGCCCAGGUAAAAGUUCAUUUUGCUCUAAAGGAGGAAGGAACUGGGUCAAAAACCUGUUGGUGAUCUAUCAGUUAUUAUUCAUUAACUUUUAAGGGUGUUGCCCCUGGCAACUAGAACUGUGCUGGUUCUCUUAGUAAAUAUAAGGCCUCUAGUUUGGUUAAACUGAGAAUGUGUGAUAGUGUCCAGAUUGCAAAUGAAGACAGGAGACAGAAUUUAUAUACUCUGAAGAAAAAUAUGUAUAUGCUUCUCAAUACCAUACUCAAACGUCCCAAUUCAAACUUCAUAUUUUUAUAAAGAUGUUUUAUAAUUUCAGGAAUUAUGUUUCUAUAAAGAUGUUUUAUAAUUUCAAGAAUUAUAUCUAACUACUCUCCCAAAUUUAAGCAAACUCAGAUAACACCAUCCAUUAGGAUAAUGCCUGGUGUGGUUAUGAACAUUUCAAACUAUAUUUGUUUUAUAUCUUGCUAUAAUAAAUGUUCUGUAUUCAUC
Messenger RNA from Sus scrofa (pig), 1564 nucleotides. RefSeq names its product thymidylate synthetase (gene TYMS). The record is from RefSeq and is marked validated. Gene Ontology annotation, cellular component: mitochondrion; cytosol. Gene Ontology annotation, molecular function: thymidylate synthase activity. Gene Ontology annotation, biological process: dTMP biosynthetic process. Lineage: Eukaryota; Metazoa; Chordata; Mammalia; Artiodactyla; Suidae.